UUCUCCUCCUAGAGCCUACAUACAGUGGUCGUAUAUGGCAAGCUGUGCAGGGUACAGGUGGUGGUUGGCGGUGGUGAUCUUGGCGGUAUCAGUACCGGAACCUGCGUUCUCCAACCCACAAACCAACCAAGUAGGCAAGCUGGGUUGCAGCCCGUACAAUUUUAGCGAUGUACCAGAUUCUAUGAGCCAACUCAACCUCAGCUUUGCCGAUCUCAGAAACCAGUUAUCCGCCAAUAAAACCUUUGCCACCAUUGAGCAUACUCCUGUCUAUGCACUGGCACAGUGUAGAAAGUACCUCUCCACGGCAGACUGUGUCACCUGUUUCGAUGCCGCCGUGUCUGCAACCCGGAACUGCUCCAUCGCCACCGGGGCUCGUGUCAUAUUUGAUGGCUGCUUCCUCAGGUACGAGGACAGUUACUUCUACAAUCAGAUUACAGAUCCAGGAACCUAUCCAGUUUGCGGCAAACGAACCGCCGGCAAACAAGAUGUUUUGAAUACCACAGCACAACAACUACUAUAUGAGCUUAUAGCUGCAACGCCCAAAAUUAAUGGCUUUUUCGCUGCAGCAAAGCUGGUCUCCGGUGGUGGUGGUGGUGCUACCGCCGCCUAUGCAGUGGCACAAUGUAUCGAAACACUCACUGAAAGUGGCUGUCAGCAAUGUCUGACAUUAACUUACAGUAACAUAGUGAGUUGUUUACCAAAAUCUGCAGCGGCAAGAGCAAUUGCCGCAGGUUGCUUCAUGAGAUACUCAGACAAACAUUUCUUUGCCAAUAACCAGACAACUAACCUUGCACCCUUCUUAAGAGGAGGAGGGAGUUCAAGAAAGAAGAAAGCUAUCAUUUGGGGUGUAGUGGGAGGAGUAGGAAUCAUUUUGGUAUUAGCAGCCAUUUUCGUUUUGUAUCGACAAUCAAGAAACCCAAAGGCAGCAAGAAGAGGCGACAUUUUGAGGGCAACUCAGUUGAGAGGUCCAGAGAACUAUAGAUAUAAAGAUCUGAAAUCUGCAACAAAAAAUUUUAGCAAAGAAUAUAAACUCGGGGAAGGAGGUUUUGGUGAUGUAUACAAGGGCAUACUAAAGAACGGGGACGUGAUUGCAGUGAAGAAACUGACAAUGACUUCCAGUAGAGCAAAGGCAGACUUCGAGACUGAAGUUAGGCUUAUUACAAAUGUCCACCAUCGCAAUCUCAUUCGACUAUUGGGAUGUUCUGCCAAAGGAGAAGAGCUGCUACUGGUUUAUGAAUACAUGAAAAAUGCCAGCCUUGACAGAUACAUAUAUGGAGACAAACGAGGGAUACUGAAUUGGAAGCAAAGGGUUGAUAUAAUAUUGGGUACAGCUAGGGGUCUUGCCUAUCUGCAUGAGCAGUUUUAUGUAUGCAUCAUACACAGAGACAUCAAAUCCAGCAAUAUACUACUUGAUGAUGACUUUCAACCUAAAAUCGCUGAUUUUGGUUUGGCAAAGCUUUUACCUGAAAGUCAGAGUCAUCUCAGUACUAAAUUUGCAGGGACUUUGGGAUAUACAGCACCAGAAUAUGCAAUCCAUGGUCAUUUAUCAGAGAAAGUUGACACCUACAGUUUUGGCAUAGUCGUCCUGGAGAUCAUUAGUAGCCGAAAGAAUAGUGACAUACAAGUUGAGUCAGUAACUGAGUAUCUCCUUGAACAGGCAUGGAAAUCGUACGAGAAUGAGGACUAUCUAAGGCUGUUGGAUGAAACUUUAGACCCCAAUGAGUGUAAAGCAAAAGAAGUGAAGAGAAUGUUAGAGAUUGCAUUGGUUUGCACCCAAUCACCUCCCAAUUUAAGGCCAAACAUGUCAGAAGUGGUGUUCAUGUUUUCAAGCGAUCGUCCAAUCUUUCAAAACCCACCAAACAGGCCUACCUUUAUCACUGAUUUGGAGAACAGGGUACUUACAGACACAUGAGCAAUUAGUGCAUCAUACACUUCUCAUGCCACCGCUACAUUUUCCAGUUUAGUUCCGUUGCAAGUUUCCAGUAGCUCAAACUUUUUCUAGUAGUGAUUUCAAACUGUAUUACUGAAUUUAGAGUUGUAAUAAUAAGUGAUUAUAUUUGUAAACUAUCAUUAAAGAUGUUUACAUUAAAGUUGAAAUUUUGUAUAUGAACAAUUUAAUUAAGAUUUAAUUGGCACAACACCUUGCUUCAAUUCUGAAAAAAUAAAU
This is a messenger RNA of Ipomoea nil (Japanese morning glory), 2167 nucleotides long. RefSeq names its product cysteine-rich receptor-like protein kinase 2. The transcript has 8 exons. The record is from RefSeq and is a predicted model, not a curated record. Lineage: Eukaryota; Viridiplantae; Streptophyta; Magnoliopsida; Solanales; Convolvulaceae. Bases 35 to 1912 code for a protein of 625 amino acids. Gene Ontology annotation, biological process: protein phosphorylation. Gene Ontology annotation, molecular function: protein kinase activity; ATP binding.